Molecule: messenger RNA, 1811 nt
Organism: Quercus lobata
Lineage: Eukaryota; Viridiplantae; Streptophyta; Magnoliopsida; Fagales; Fagaceae
Product: UDP-glycosyltransferase 92A1-like
Exons: 1
Coding region: 94-1554 (486 amino acids)
Molecular function (GO): UDP-glucosyltransferase activity
Source: RefSeq, a predicted model, not a curated record
UUUGAUGUCAAGAAACCUUUAGGACCCUUUGCAACAAGUCCCAUAUUUUGUUUCAAAAGCACACUACUCCAAGCCAAAUACACCGUUAAAGCAAUGGCAGAGAGAGAGGAAAACAUAGUGCUUUUUCCAUUCAUGGCACAAGGCCAUAUUAUACCUUUCCUAGCCUUAGCCCUCCACAUAGAACAAAGCAAAAACUACACAGUAACUUUGGUCAAUACCCCCUUAAACAUCAAGAAGCUAAGGCCCUCUCUCCCUCCAAACUCCUCCAUUAACCUCGUUGAAAUCCCUUUCUCAAGCUCUGACUAUGGCCUCCCUCCCAACACUGAGAACACAGACGCUCUUCCUUACUACCAAGUCAUCCAACUCGUGGAAGCCGGCAUUUCUCUCAAGCCAUCAUUCAAGAAGCUCAUUGAAAACCUCACCGAACAACAAGGCAACCCUCCACUUUGUAUCAUUGCUGACAUUUUCUUUGGAUGGACUGCAAGUAUUGCUAAAGAGCUCAAUGUGUUUCAUGCAAUCUUUAGUGGUAAUUGCGGGUUCGGCUUGGCUUGUUACUAUUCUCUCUGGAUACACCUGCCUCACAGGUAUGUGGAUUCUGAUGAGUUUUCUUUGCCUGAUUUUGCUGAGGCUUCAAGCAUUCAUGUUUCACAGUUGGCAAAAAAUAUAAAAGAGGCUGAUGGUACCGAUCCUUGGUCUAUCUUUCACCAAAAGAAGAAUCUUCCAGAGUGGGUGAAAUCUGAUGGGAUUUUGUUUAACACUGUGGAAGAGUUUGACCUCGUUGGAUUAUUGUACUUUAGGCGCAAACUUGGUCGGCCUUUUUGGCCUAUUGGGCCGGUUCUUUUAUCCACAAAAAGGCAAGCUCGUGCUGGCAAAGAAGGUGGUAUUAGUUCUGAGCUUUGUCUUGAAUGGCUUAACACAAAGCCUUUUAAUUCUGUUCUUUAUGUGUCUUUUGGCUCUAUGAACACCAUCUCUGCCUCACAGAUGAUGCAAUUGGCUAUGGGAUUGGAGGCUAGUGGCAAGAAUUUUAUUUGGGUAGUUAGGCCACCAAUUGGGUUUGACUUGAACUCAGAAUUCAAAUCAAAUGAAUGGUUGCCGGAAGGAUUUGAAGAGAGAAUAAAGGGAUCAAAAAGAGGGUUACUAGUGCAUAAUUGGGCACCCCAGUUGGACAUUUUGUCUCACAAGUCUGUUUCUACAUUUUUGAGUCAUUGUGGGUGGAAUUCAGUGCUUGAAUCGCUUAGUCAUGGUGUGCCUAUUAUCGGGUGGCCUAUGGCAGCAGAGCAAUUUUUCAAUGUGAAGUUGCUGGAGGAAGAGUUGGGAGUUUGUGUGGAGUUAGCUAGAGGGAAGAGCUGUGAGAUUAGACAUGAAUAUAUAGUUGAGAAGAUUGAGUUGGUGAUGAAUGAGACAAAGAAAGGCAAUGAAAUGAGAAGUAGAGCUUGUGAAGUGAUGGAGAUUAUUAAGAAUGCCAAGAAAGAUGAGGAAGGUUUCAAAGGGUCUUCUGUCAAAGCCAUGGAUGACUUUUUCAGUGCUGCAUUGUCAAUGAGGAAGAAGACUUAAGAAGGAACAGGAUAUUGUGGCCUGAUUGAUGGAGAAAGAAUUUUGGAAGAAUGGAUUUUGGGUAAACAUGGAAACUUUUUUCCAUGUUAUUUCAAUCUUUGUCUAGAUUUUGUGACUUUUUAUCUCCAUUUUAGACAGAGUGAUAAUUACCCACUAUGUGUGUAUGGGACAGCUAAAAUCAUGUUUUGAAAAACAUGAUUUCAAAUAUAAUUGUGAACUGUAUUCAUUUCAUAAUUAUAUUUGCAAUUUAGCUGAAG